AGAAGAAGAGGGACCUGCAGGCCGCCGUCCGCGCAAAGAUCCCGUCGUGCAAGGUGGAGGUUCCUGUUGUGACGCUUGGAGGGGCGACGGUGAGCGGCGAGGGGGCGGGCGCGAUGGCGGCGGCGGGCAAGGCCAAGGAGAAGGAGGGCUUCGACGAGCUCUGGACCUUUUUGCAGACGGCGGGCAACCUAGACUGCACGAAGCUGCAGCCGUUUGAAGGGGCCGACGUCAAGUGGGAAAAGAUGAUCAAGGCGAAGGAUGAGGCGGAGGCGCGCGCGCGCGCGUCCCUCAUCUACAUCGCCGUCCUCGCAAAGCUGGGCGGCUUCCUUGUUUUCCUUUUCUGGCGCGCCUUCAUGCUGCCGCGCUACGUCGCCUUCUUGCUUGCGAGCGCCAUCGGUGCGUACGCGGUGCACCAGAUCGUGACUUGCAGCGGGGAUGUGCCUCGCACGCCCCUCUUCGGCGCGGCGCUCGCGCUGCUGAUGGUCAACAUGCACACCGUCGCCGACGAGCUGCUCAUCCUCGGCUUGUUCGUCAAGUUUGUCGGGUACGAGACGACGGCGUGCUCGGUGCGCCACUCGUACCGCGUCUGGCUCGAGCCCCACGCGGGGCCGUUCGUCGACGCGGCGAUGGAGAAGGCGGGCCCUCUGCUCCAGGCGGCGCAGGAGCAGGUGAAGAAGCUGACCGUGUCCGUCGCGCCACCCGCAAAGCCGAGCGCGGAGACCAAGAAGAACCUCUGAGAAGGCCGCGGCGCGUGGGGAAAGGUGCCGCCGCGGCUCUAGCGCAGGAGGGGGAAGGGGGGUGGGCGGGCGCCGCAGCGUCGCUGUCUAGCGUCGGCGGCGCCUGCAGGAGGAGCGGCCGGUAAGAGCGUUCCGUCUCGCCGAUGCUCAGGGCGCUUUGGCGGCCACUGCCCCGGAACUGUGCCUUGUGGAUGGCUGCGCGUCUCUCUGUCGUGGAUCUGUCUCUCUGUGACUGUGACCCCCUGCUCGUCGGGUACCGCCUCGUGGACGGGAGAGGUGGGGUGCACGUCCCCACGUGUCCCGGCCGUGUACUAAUUUCCUUUUCAAUGCACGCAAUGCC
Molecule: messenger RNA, 1077 nt
Organism: Emiliania huxleyi CCMP1516
Lineage: Eukaryota; Haptophyta; Isochrysidales; Noelaerhabdaceae
Exons: 4
Coding region: 114-737 (207 amino acids)
Source: RefSeq, a predicted model, not a curated record